AGAGGUCGAAAUCGGGUACCCGAUACCCGUACCCUACCCAAUACCCGAGUACCCGUUUGCGACCCUGGUGCGGCCGGUUACGGGUACGGGUAGGCCGUGAGUCACUGCGACGGUUACCACGGCAAUGCUCUCGGCUCCCAGCAUUCCCGGGAAAUUUGCGGUGAUGACCCCUGACCACGGCAACGAGAGGUCACCAAACGCGGUCCCACAUGCGUCCAAGACUGCCGCGGCUGCGGUGGCUGGAACGUCGGCCAACACUCCGCCGCGUCUGCUCAACCCCAUCGACCUGGUGCGCGCCCAGGCGGGCCGCAUGCUCUCGUUCCGCGUGCCCGACGACACCUUCUUCGACGCCGAGGACGGCGACGCCGCCCGGCUGCGUCUCUCGCUCGUGCCGGCCGAAACGCAUCGUCCUCAUCAUCAUCAUCAUCAGGAUCAUCAGCAUCAUCAGCAUCAGGAUCAUCAUCAUCAGCAUCAUCAUCAGCAGCAUCGUCAUCGUCAUCAUCAUCAUCCUCCGCAGCAGCAGCCUCCCUCGUGGUCGUCGUUGUCAUCAUCGUCAUCAUCGUCGUCGUCAUCAUCGUCGUGGGUGCGCUUCGACGCCCGGGCGAGAGCCAUCGUCGGCGUGCCGCUGGGAGGCGACGCAGCGCGGCCCCCGCAGGAGUUCGUGAUGGUGGCGCGCGACGCCGGCGGGCUCGAGACGCGCGACGCGUUCGUCAUCGAGGUCCUCCCCGCGCAGCGAGAGACUCCGUCGCACGUCUUCUGGCUGACGCUGCGCGAGCCGCACUCCGCCUUCGCAGCAAACCGCAGCCUUGCCGCAGCGCUCCUCUCCAAGGUGGCCUCGUUCUUCGGCGAUCGCGACGCCCGAAACGUCGCUCUGCUCUCCCUCGCGCCGGCCCCCGCCGCCGAGGACGAGCGCGGACACCGCGGCCGUCGCGGCCACCACCGCCACCGCCACGGGCCCGCCGAGCACACGCGCGUCGCUUGGUUCAACGUGUCGCUGGCACACAACCUGCGGUGCCGGUGGGGGUCCAUCGCCCGGCUCGCGCGCCGAAUGGGCGCCGGUGGGCAGGGCGCGCCCACGGCCGGCUUCUUCUGGGCGCUGCUGCCCGAGUUCUGGGUGGAGCGGCUGGGCGACACGGAGCUCCACGGCGCCUGUGACGCUGCGGUGGGGGGGGCGAGGGCCGACGGCGCCGACGGUGCUGGCCGGGAGGAGCUCGCCGGGGGAGAGGUGACGCGCGUUCCGCUGCACACCAGCGAGCUCAGGUCGUGGCUCGAGACGGUGCUGCCGGCGCUGGUGGUCUCGGCGCUGCUGCUCGUCGGCGGAGUCGUCGCCGCCGCUGCCCAGCACCACCGCCGCCGCUGCUGCUGCUGCUGCUGCCCGCGGUGGCGGUGGCGGGGGCGGAGCCGGCGCACGGACCGCGUCCGCCCCGCCGCCGCGCGCCGCGCCGUCCGCUGGGACCUCGCCAUCAACCGGCGCGUGCUGGCGCCGCACAAGGCAGCGCUGCUGCCCCGUGAGCCGCGGUCCCCGGCGCUCCUCCUCGCCGCGGCCAACCCCGGGUUCCUCCCGGCGCCGUCGUCGCCGCCGCCGGCGCCGCCGCCCCGGUACCGGUUACCGCCGGCGUACGGCCGGUCGAGGGCGACGAGCAUCUUCGCGGUGCUCGACGGCGCAUGCAGCUGACGUCGUCCGCCGGGGAGACAACGGCGGUGCCGCGGAAGAAAGAGAGGAGACCCCGGUGUUGGGGUGGAGGCUGCGGGUGGAGGAGAGAGACGAGAUUGCCGGAUGUUGGGGUGGAGGCUGCGGGUGGAGGAGAGAGACGAGAUUGCCGGUGAUGGGGUGGAGGAGAGAGAGGAGACGCCUGGCUGACGGUGCCCGGGCCGACGCGACGUGCCGGCAAAAACGGGACGCGAGGUGGAGGUGAAUCAGGUCCACGGUUUCUGGUCGACAUUAUCGAUCAACGGACGUCGCCCCAGUCGAUAUUCCCGGCCAAGCUGAACAGUGGGUCAACGGAUAGCACAUCAAACACACCACCUCCGACUUCAUUCCUGCGCAUCUCCGAUUUAGCGAAACAAGUUACAUACAUACACACACGUGUAGAUACAUGCAUACAUGUACGUUGAAGUUUUUUUUUUUUUUGGCGCACCGUACGAAGCCAACCGUGCUAAGCGGAGGGGCGGGGGAAGGACAAGAAACUGAGCGCAGAAAGCAUUUCUCUGAAAAUGAGUUUUAGUUUGUAAAUAAGUUACUGACAUGACGGGACACCAGUUUGACGGGACACGAGGUCUGCGGGACACCAGUUUGACGGGACACGAGGUCUAUGGGACACCAGUUUGACGGGACACGAGGUCUACGGACACCAGUUUGACGGGACACGAGGUAUAUGGGACACCAGUUUGACGGGACACGAGGUCUAUGGGACACCAGUUUGACGGGACACGAGGUCUAUGGGACACCAGUUUGAUGGGACACGAGGUCUGUGGGACACCAGUUUGACGGGACACGAGGUCUACGGGACACCAGUUUGACGGGACACGAGGUCUGUGGGACACCAGUUUGACGCGACACGAGGUCUGUGGGACACCAUUUGACGGGACACGAGGUCUGUGGGACACCAGUUUGACGCGACAUGAGGUCUAUGGGACACCAGUUUGACGGGACACGAGGUCUAUGGGACACCAGUUUGACGGGACACGAUGUCUACGAACACCAGUUUGACGGGACACGAGGUCUACGGGACACCAGUUUGACGGGACACGAGGUCUACGGGACACCGGGCUGACGGUCCAGCCCAGGGCGGUCGGCAACCUGUCUAAAGAAGAAGAGUCAGAUUUUGUUUUAGUCGUUUUUUGUUCCCCUUUGACCAAAACAAUUGUUUCAGGAGCCGCAAACCUCUUGUAGACGCGCACAAAAGCGGCGUCAGGAAAACAGCGGGCGACGAAACUGAUUUUGACUCGAAUAAAACUAAUUUGGCGAUGGAAUAAACUCCCCCCUAUUCAUAAGAGUUUUUUUUUGUUUGGGUUAGAUCGUGUAAAUAUGUAAAUGUGUCGUUAAAACCCGCCGCCGCCCAACACAGCCAACUAGUAAGGGUUUGUCAUGUAAAUAGAACGUGGCCAAUUCGUCACAACACCGGUGUGUUGGAGAGCCAAGCCACAACAUUUACAAUCCGAGUACGACGUUUCGCCAGUAAUUACAACCAGCUUCAUCAGGCGACAGCCAGAUUUGUGGAGAAGUCCACCCGUUUCGUUCCUUACAUAGAGGCGGAGAGGUGGUGACCACGCUUGUGCGCUCUUGCGCAAAGUGUGGAGGGGAGGGGGUGGGAUUAAUGAGUCUACGUGUUAAAUCCCCCCAUUGAGUGUAGCCCCCCGCCUCCCCUAGUGAAUUCCUCAACGAUACACCUGGGCCGUCGUACAUUUCAUCCUCACCAAGACAUGCCGUGGUCACCGCCUACCCCUUGCCAUUUUCAAUCAAUUAUACUCACAUAGUAGUAGGUUUUUACCCUUUAAGCUGGUACAAAACUGACACCUUUAUACAAGGCAUCAUGUUUGCAAUAACCACAACACAAGCAUUCAAAAUGCAAUCAAAAGAAACAACAAACAUAUUUUGCCACUGGUAAAGGAGAUGUCUCAUAGUGUUAAUGCUUACCCCGAGCUCUCAAUACUCUGAUAGUGAGCUGUUUUUGAAUUGUACGCCUUUUGGCGUCAUCUGGUCCAACACCAAUGGAGACUAGGCUCUAAGAAAAGCUGUCUCGGGUGUGGACCAAUCAACUCCAAGGACAGUGCAUAUCAUUAUCAGAGUUGUUUCUUUUUGUUUGCAUUUUGACUGCUUGUGUUGCGGUUAUUGCAAACAUGAAUGCUUGUAAAAAGGUAUCAGUUUUGUACCAGUUUAAAGGGUAAAAAUCUACUACUAUAUUUUUGCCACUGGUAAAAGAGGUCUCAUAGUGUAUCUUAUAAAAAAUAUAUUUAUACAAAUAUAAUAAUAACCGGCUGCCCCUCUGAGGAUGCAGCCAAAGAGCUGCACGUGAUUCGGGAGCAGGUUGCCGAGCGCCCCUCCAACCCCCCCCCUGGACUCGAGACCAACAACGAGACUCCUCGCGAUGCACCAGGGGGACACGGGGCAAGACGCGGGCACUGCAGCCGGAGCAGCAAGACGACCACGUGACGGGAACACCCUCUCAGUAAAAUUUGAAAU
This is a messenger RNA of Lethenteron reissneri (Far Eastern brook lamprey), 4183 nucleotides long. RefSeq lists its product as uncharacterized. The record is from RefSeq and is a predicted model, not a curated record. Gene Ontology annotation, cellular component: dystrophin-associated glycoprotein complex; dystroglycan complex; sarcolemma. NCBI's taxonomy places the organism in Eukaryota, Metazoa, Chordata, Hyperoartia, Petromyzontiformes, Petromyzontidae. Gene Ontology annotation, molecular function: laminin binding; calcium ion binding. Gene Ontology annotation, biological process: morphogenesis of an epithelium; nerve development; axon guidance.